ACGGAUGCUAUAAACUCCAAAACUCAAGGCUCCUUCAAAACACUUCACUCAUAACUCACUUUAAAAUGAAGAACUGUUCUUUAGAAAGGGUCGAAGCUAACUGACCUGGAGGAUGCAGAUUUCAGUUUCAAUUAUCCAUCAGUACCCUGGAAAAUGUUUUGUCAUCAAUACCAUGAUUCAUUUUCACCCUCAACUUAAGGUUUCAAAACCCUUCAGCGGCGGACUAGCGUGGACCCUCAUGGUGUUCGCCCACCCUCGCCCCUGUUGGUGUGGCGACCCUAAAGACAUUUGGACGCCCCUAGAACAGCAACAAAAAAAUCUUCUCACAAAAACCUUCUCACAAAAAUCUUCUCUUCUGGCAUUCAAAAACGCGCGCGUGUACGCCUGUAGAUUUUUUAUUGGUAGCAGUGAGAUAUGAUCGACAGUACUUUUUUUCUCAGUUUAGUAUACUGCUGAAUCAGCUGAUUAUUAAUUGAUAAAGCAUAUGGUAUUUGCCAGAACGAAUUGUACAUGUUUCUGUCAUUCAUUGACAUCUUUUUAAUAAUUGCUAACAAUAUAACCCCUUAUAUGCGUAAAUAUAAAUAUAAUAUUACAGAUAUAUUUUGCAAGGGUGAAGUUUUGCGAAAAUGUUGACAGGAUUUCACAACAUUACUAGUUAAACGGUAAAGUUUGGAAUAUUCAAAUUAACGAAAUAUAUCUUUUACAAUCGAGACUUGCAUUUAAGUAUUCUUCCAGAUCUCUCAAUAUUUUUUGAAUAAACAAAAAGUUUAAGACUUAUCAUUGAAUUUUCAAAACAGUAGAAUAAUAAUUUCG
Belonocnema kinseyi is the source of this 813-nucleotide messenger RNA. RefSeq lists its product as uncharacterized. Lineage: Eukaryota; Metazoa; Arthropoda; Insecta; Hymenoptera; Cynipidae. The transcript has 2 exons. The coding region runs from base 113 to 418 and encodes 101 amino acids. The record is from RefSeq and is a predicted model, not a curated record.